AGCCAAUGACUCGGAAUGAUGGAUUCUCAGAAGAUUGGAAAUGGUUUGCCUGUGAUUGGACCAGGGACUGAUAUAGGGAAAUCUUCACUCCACAUGGUGGGGUAUUUGGGAAAAAGUUGUGAUUUAGUUAAAAUUCUAUCAAAUGAGUAUUGCCCUGCUUGUAGAGAAAAAGGAAAGUUAAAAGCCUUGAAGACUUACCGAAUUAAUUUUGAAGAGUCUAUCUUUUUAUGUGAGGAUUUGCAGUGCAUUUAUCCUUUGGGCUUUAAAUCACAUCAUAACUUAAUUUCUCCUAAUUUGGAUGAUUGUCACACUCCAAAUAAGCCUCAAAAAAGAAAGAUUUUGGAAACCAACAAUAAAGAUUCCCAUUUCUUGUCAAAUUCUAAAAAGACAAAAAAUUGUGUUGAUGAUGAACAUGUUUUGAACCACAUACAUAAUGGAGAAGAAUAUGAUAAAACCUCAUCAAAUUUACAACACAGUCAUCAACAGACUUCAAUUAAGACAGUUGAUAACUUUGAGCAAAAUGAAAUUUUGGAAGCUGAUACUGUUGACAUGGCUGUGGAUGAAGAUUUUUCUGCAGUUAAUGACUCUGGAACUGGAGGAACGACCUCUCAGAAUGAAGGUUGCACAUCUCAGUUGGAAGGGCCAUUGGAGAGCACAACAUCUGCCCAGACUUCAUUUGUGCAGUGGGAAAAUGCUGACGCUCUCUGUUGGUUAGACUGUAUACUGUCAGCAUUGGUGCACUUGGAAGUGCUAAAAAAAACAGUGAUGGAUCUGAACUCUAAGGAGGAAUCUGUCUUCCAGAGAUUGUUUACAAAAUACAAGGAAGCCAAUAAGCUCUACAGCUCUCAUCCAGGUAGGUCUAAAGAUGGAAAGUAUGAAAAGCUUAAUCCAGAAGUGAUUAGAAAGAUAGAGACCUCUCUAAAUGAAAUCAGAUCGGACAUUUUUAUUAGACUACAACCUCAGCUUAGAUGUACAUUAGGUGAUAUGGAAAGCCCGGUAUUUGCAUUUCCCCUGCUUUUAAAUAUAGAGCCCCAAGUGGAAAAGCUUUUCAAGUAUUCUUUUUCUUGGAACUUUGAAUGUUCACAGUGUGGCUACAAGUAUAAAAACAGGUGUACGAAGAAUCUGGUCACUUUUACGAAUGUCAUUCCUGAGUGGCACCCACUUAAUGCGUUCCACCUUGGCCCAUGUAACUAUUGCAAAAGCAAGCCACAAAAAAGAAAAAUGGUAUUGGAAAAAGUAUCUUCCAUAUUCAUGUUGCACUUUGUGGAAGGCUUACCACAUAAUGACUUGCAGUGCUAUUCAUUUCAUUUAAAAAGAUGUCUUUAUCAGAUAACUACAGUAAUUCAGUACCGAGCAAAUAAUCAUUUCAUAACGUGGAUUUUAGAUGCUGAUGGAAGUUGGCUGGAAUGUGAUGACUUAAAGGGGCCAUGUUCUAGGAAGCAUAAGAAAUUUGAAGUGCCUGCAUCAGAGAUUCAUAUAGUUAUUUGGGAAAGGAAAACAACCCAAAUGACAGACAAAACUACUAUCUGUCAUCCACUGAUAAAGACUAUUGAUCAGUAUGCUUUGGGUGAUGAAAAACAGUUAUCUCCAUCAGUGAAUUUUGUGAGUCAUCCCACCUCAGCUAAAAUAUCCUCAGGAAUUCACACCACAGAUAUAUCCAUUGCUUCGAAUACUCUUUCACAGGAUGCAACUAACGCUCGUGGACAUGAUGCUGUCUUUUUGACACUUGAAGAACUAGAUUUCCUAUUAAAAAAUAAGCCUGUAGCAGAAGACAAAAGUGUUGUCAAGCUAGAUACUUUUUCAUCACAUGAGUCAAUAAGGCCUUCAAUAUCAGCUCCAUGCAAGGAAAAACUCACCCAAGAUGAAUAUGUGGCUUUUAGAUUUCCAUCUCCAGUCAUAAAUACAAAUGCACAGUCAGUGCAACUAAGUACAAAACACACCGUCAAUGCUAGCACCGUGAAGGCUGUCGACACUCAUCCCAUACAAGGAAGUACAGAGCAGCAUACUGUCAGUGGUAGCAUGGUGCAGACUGUUCACAUUGCUGAUCCUAUACAGGGAAGCACAGAGCACACCAUCAGUGUUAGCACGGUGAGGACUGUUCAUGCUGCUAGUCCUAUCCAGGAAGUAAAAUCAGUAGAAAUCAAGGGUGUAGCUGCUCCAGAGAAAGACACUUCAUUAAAACAGUUUCUUUCACCAAAAAUUCAGACCCUAAAUCUAGUACACAGCCCAUCUUUAGAGGCAAAUUUGAAGAAAAAAGAAAUGAGGGCAUCUUCCCAAACUCAAACAGCCAAAUUGCUACAGAACCCAUCUCUGAAAGAAAAUCAGAAGAAACCAUUUGUGGGCAGUUGGGUUAAAGGCUUACUAAGCAGGGGUGCUUCUUUCAUGCCACCUUGUGUUUCUGCGCAUAAUAGAAAUAAGGUGACUGACUUGCAGCCGUCUGUUAAGGGAGCAUGUAACUUUGGUGGCUUUAAAACUAAAGGUAAGAAUCAGAAGGCUAGUCGGGAAUCCAAGAAAUUUAACAGAGGUGCAAGUAAAUCAUUGGGUGACACAGCCUCUCAGCUACAUGCUAAUGUUAAUGUUGGUGCAGAACUUUUGAAGAAAUAUAGAACUGCCUCCUCUAGAAGUCAGCUAAAUCAUGGUUCUCAUGAAAAUAAAAAUGAUGUUUCUCUUGAAAACAGUGUUUCUGCAACAAACCACAGAGACUCUGUUGAGGCUCAAAUCCAUAAACUUCGUCUAAAACUUCUUAAAAAGCUCAAAGCAAAAAAGAAGAAAUUAGCUGCACUUACAUCUUCACCCAGAAAUGAAACAUUUUCAAGUGAAAGUUUAGAAGGGUCUCAGGGUUCUCCAAAUGAAUGUGAGUCAAUAGAAGACUUACUAAAAGAACUACAAUAUCAGAUUAAUACGGCCGAUAAUAAAUCUGAAUGCACCACAGUCUCUGGUGUUUCAUCCUAUAGUAGUCAAACUCAUGAAGAAAUUUUAGCAGAAUUGCUGUCUCCAACAACUGUUGUUUCAACAGAGCUCUCCGGAAAAGAGGAGGCUGACUUCAGAUAUUUAGAAAUGGGGGAUAAUCACAUCCUAGCACCAGUAGCUAGUGAAUUAAACAGUAACCUCCAAGACACUCCUUCAACACAGGACCAUAAUUAUUGCAGCCCUAGCAAGAAGAAUCAGUGUAGAGUUCAACCAGACUCUCUGAGCUUGGAGAAUUCUCUGAAAACUGAUAUUUUUGAUGAGUUUUUUUCUACUACUACAUUCAAUAAUUUAGCAAAUGACACAUUAGACUUACCUCAUUUUGAUGAAUAUAUCUUUGAAAGUUGUUGAAUUAUUUUUAUUUUAGUCUAAUAUUUAUUGCUCUUAUGAAAUUUACUUUGUUUUUAGGUAAUGUUCAAUAAACUUACUUUGUCAUGAACAGAAUCUAUGCUGAAGGUCAUACUCUGGGUUCUUCCCCAAAAGCAUGUAAGGUCUUAUAAAUCACAGUGAUCAGGGAUUUGUUCUCCUGAUUGUACUUCACCUUGUGGUUGGAGAAAUCAAUGAGAAUUUCAAAAUGUUAAAAAUAAAAAAGUAUUGUCUGGA
This is a messenger RNA of Suncus etruscus (white-toothed pygmy shrew), 3570 nucleotides long. RefSeq names its product ubiquitin specific peptidase like 1 (gene USPL1). The transcript has 8 exons. NCBI's taxonomy places the organism in Eukaryota, Metazoa, Chordata, Mammalia, Eulipotyphla, Soricidae. Gene Ontology annotation, molecular function: SUMO binding. Gene Ontology annotation, cellular component: Cajal body. Gene Ontology annotation, biological process: protein desumoylation; Cajal body organization. The record is from RefSeq and is a predicted model, not a curated record. The coding region runs from base 16 to 3318 and encodes 1100 amino acids.